UUCACUCACCCCCGACUUCUUUUUCUCUAACGGCUGACUGACGGACGUUCGUUUGCUUUUGCAGCAGUGACAAGUGACUUUUGGGCGCGCUGGUGACCAACACAAUGUUUCAGUAGUCUGUCUGUAUUUUGAGUGAGGCUUUAUUUUCUGCAUCGGUCUUCAUUUUUUUGGGAUCUGCGGCAAUUGUCUUCUCCAGCCACCGUCCGGAUGACGUUAUAUUAGCAAUCAGCCCUCUCUCCCUCUUCUUUUUUUUUUUUUAUUUUGGGUUGGACUUUACAUGUUAGAAAAUGACGCGGAGUGCACUUGCUCCCGAAGCGCCCUCACCUCUUGCUACGAGUAUGUCGGCCAUCACGGAGCGAUCGUCCGUCUCCACGACGAGGUGGAACACCGACCGUCUGGGGACGCGACUGGGGGUGGAUAUCGCCAGCGCGGCCACGGCGGGUGCCUUAACCUGCCCGGUCAUCACCGUCAUUGAUCGCGCGAUCAUCGAGAAAGCGGCCAAGGGCCUCCCGAUCCAACAAACGAUCACCUCCUGUUUCCGCUCCAUGGCCGCCAACCCGGGGGCCUUCUUCCUCAGCACCCCGUUCCUGCUGAUCUACACGCUGUACACCUCGACCUACCUGACGGCCAACACGAUCGACACGGUGCUGUCGACGAUGCGCGACAAGCCCUUCUCGACGGUGUUCCCCGGCACGGCCAAAUUCCUGUCGACGACGGUCGUCAACAUGGGCAUCUGCGUCUACAAGGAUGCACGAUUCGCGAGGAUAUUUGGCGCAUCGCCCGCCCCAGGCACCAGCACCAACACCCCCAGCGCAACCACAACCACAACAACAUCACCACCACCACCACCACCACCAACGAAACCCAACGCCAACCUCUCCCCCACAAUCGCAAUCCCCCGACCCCAACACACCGUCUCGGCCGCGUGCCACCCGGCCACCGGACCCGGCGCCCCCACCGUCCCGCGCAUCUCGUACGCCCUCUUCUGCCUCCGCGACAGCAUCACCAUCUUCGCCUCCUUCAACAUCCCCGCCCUGCUGGCGCCGCACAUCCCCGACCGCGUCGCCGCCACCCCCGGCAUGAAGGCGGCGCUGGCGCAAUUCAGUUGCCCCGCGCUCAUGCAGUUCGCCAGUACCCCCAUGCAUCUGCUGGGACUGGAUCUGUAUAAUAGGCAGCCCCCCGGCGGGCUGGGGUGGCGGGAGCGCGUGGCGCGGAUCCGCAGAGAUUAUGUGCCCAGCUGUUUUGCAAGGAUGGGCAAGAUCGUGCCCGCGUAUGGGGUGGGUGGGGUCGUGAAUGUGCGGAUGAGGGCUUGGUUGAUGGGGGGGUUGGAGGGGAGGUCUUAG
Molecule: messenger RNA, 1343 nt
Organism: Aspergillus uvarum CBS 121591
Lineage: Eukaryota; Fungi; Ascomycota; Eurotiomycetes; Eurotiales; Aspergillaceae
Exons: 2
Coding region: 288-1343 (351 amino acids)
Cellular component (GO): mitochondrion
Source: RefSeq, a predicted model, not a curated record